Neoarius graeffei (lesser salmon catfish) is the source of this 933-nucleotide messenger RNA. RefSeq lists its product as uncharacterized. NCBI's taxonomy places the organism in Eukaryota, Metazoa, Chordata, Actinopteri, Siluriformes, Ariidae. Bases 1 to 933 code for a protein of 310 amino acids. The transcript is spliced from 3 exons. The record is from RefSeq and is a predicted model, not a curated record.
AUGCUUCUAUAUGUGAUCUUUGCUCUGACACUGUGGACCACGACAGCAUUUCCUGUCAAUCAAGAUCCUGCCAGUCAAGAAGGAGUUUGGAGUAUCCAGGAUGCAAACCUGGCCAUUGAUAAAAAAGAUCCCAGCAAACAAUUUGAUGGAAUGUGGAAGAGCCAUGUGGUGAGCAGUGACCUUUACUCUCCGGACUCCCUGAACCCUAUGGCAGCUGAGUUCAGGCAUAAACUGAGCCAGGAGUCAGACCGUCUACGAGCUCGCUUGAGACAAGAACUUCUGAAUCUCCGUCAGAGGCUCUCUCCUUACCCCAGCCACCCCAAGGUCACCCCAACUAAUGUCCAUGAACUCCUGUCUCCCUUUACCAAGGACCUCCAAAUGGCUCUUGAAUCCAACACUCAUCAACUCUGCGGUCAUCUCAUGAUGACCGUCCAAGGGGUUCAAUCUGAUGGACCUUCAGUCCACCAAGAGGCAAUAGAGAAGAUCAGUCAAGCUAUGGAUGACAGUCAUAAGAGAAGAACCACUGCCUUUGAGGACUUUAAAACAAAAGCAUUUGAGGCAAUUGAGAAGGACAAAGACAACAGUAGGAAGGAUCUUUGGGAGGAGAUGACGGCCAGACUGGGCCAACGGAUCUGCUCAUUCAGUUUGGAGCUACAGGGCAAGAUUGCAGCACUGAAAGUCUCAUUAACAACACUCCUCACUUCAUCAGAACCCUUAGGACCUGAAAUAGUUUCCAAAGUGGACCAGUUCUGUGAUGGUUCCUCAAGGCAGAAUCAGAAAUUUAUUGCUGAUUUAUUGCAGCAAAUAUCCCUGCUUGAGGAAAAGCAGAGUAAAGGUGAGCCAUCAAGUCAUGUAAACAUAGACUCCAUACAAGAGGAUUUCUCCAUGAGACUAAAUGCAUUACUCCAGGACAUCGUACACACUAUCAACUAG